GGUAUGCCCUUUAGCAGUACGCUGAAAUAUAUAUAAAUUGGUCGAAGUAUGGAUUAUCGUGUGAUAGGCUGUCGACAUGGCCGCGCCGUGCCGCCGUUGCCGUCGCUGCUGCUGUUGCCGUCCCCACCGCCGCCACGGUCGCUGAGGCUGUCCGUGAAUGACUUUCUCCUGCGCCAUUCAUGCAAUGGCGGAGCGCACGUGUUAGCGAGAGCCGAACCCAGGAGUCGCGGACCCCCAUUCGCCACCGCCGCCGCCUCGCUCGCCCGCUCGCCGCCGCGGCCCGCCGCCUCCGCCGCCGCCGGCCACGUCUUCGCUGCUGCUGCUGCUAUUGCCGUCGCCGCCGCCGCAGCCGCCGCCGCCGCGCCGCACAGCGCCUGAGCCCGCCCGCGGGCCGUGUGGGCGAUCCACGCUACUACCCGAGCCGCAAACAUUGGCCGAUGCGCCCACGAGCGACGGCUUUCUGCGAGGAAAUGCGGCGCGCGCCCGUCGCCGCGCGGUAGCCAGGGCGCCCCCGGCCUCGACGCCCGCUGCUAGCAUGUGCGCAGGCUUAGCGAUGCGACAGACUGCCUCGGCCCGGUGCCCGCCAAGGGAUUAUGCUUGCAAGUGGCAGGGAGAGCCACAAGACUAAAUCAGGUUCGUUGUGGACGCCCCGCGAUGUGUUGUGUGUGCUACAAAGCCCCUGCUUUUUAAGAGCGAUAACAGUAUCGCGUCGCUAAGGUUGUUGUGGUGUGUAGUUUCGCUGUGGUCGUGAUGCGAAUGAGGUGUGCGCGUUGUGACAUACGCUGUGGUGAGGAUAGUGAUGUGUUUUGCGUGGAAGUCUUGCAUUCCAUGGCUCUUCAAAUGUGGAAAAUGCGCAUCCCUUACCUUCGUAUGUUUCGUGAUUACGUCCGCGAGUGAUUUGUUAGAUGCUAGGAUUAAGUGUGUGAUUGUUACUAUUCGAUCGUAAUUCGAGUGUCGUGCCAUCUCUGCAUGAUAACGUAAUUUUGCAAAUAAGUGAAUUCAACCAUUUUUAAUAUAUAGAAUUAGUUCGUUGCGGAGGUUGUCGAACACAAAAUGAAACUUCGAAUUCGGUUUUCGUUAAUUUUUUUUAUGUCGAAGAUUUAUGUCGACUGAAGUGGUUACAAUAGUUUUUGUGAUUUAAUUUUUAACCAUUUAUCAUUUCAUUUUCAAACGUUUUAGCUCAGAUGUGUAAACGCUGAUUGAUAUGACGGUAUUUACAAGACUUCAUUACAUCACGUUACAAUUUUCAUAGUUUUCUUUCUGACGAUUUCCUGUCUCGCUCACUUCACCAUUCGUAAAACACUGAUGUAGUGAUACAUGCUGAAUGAUUGAGUGUAAUUGCUAGGCUUUUCUCGUGAUUGCGAAAGUAUUAUUUCGGAUUCCGCCAAACAGAUCGUGGAGUGGCCUAUCGUGCUACGUGAGUGGUUAGUGUGAAUGGGAGCAAAUACCUUACGCGUUGCCAUGUUGGUGAUUGAGACAGGCGCGAUCAUUUAACGAUAGUAUUUUCUUGACUUCGUUACAAAGUAGCAGGAUAAAAGAGAUGGACGGGAAUCUGAAAAACAUAUACAGGAAAAACGGACACUUUACUAUUAAUGAAUUUCUGAAUGAAGUCAUAUUAGUGACAGAGUUGUGAGUCACCGAUAAGCAUAGGAGUUUUACGCAAACGUUCAAGGAAAAGGUGAAUUAAAGUAACUCACUAGCACAUUCACAACAUAGCUCGCUCGCAAAGUAGGUUAUGAAUGGACGCGUCGGAGGCAUACUCUUGCCUUGUACGUUUCACCGCUGUUAUUCCGAUACGGAAAAAACCUGAUAUGAUGAAUAUGCAGUGGUUACGAACUCUUUUUCUGUAAUCUCCGAUAGAUCAAUUCCCGAAUGGGAUAUUAUUUUGAUGUUUGUUUUUAUUACAUUUGUUUUUGGUAUCCAAUUGGUGAUAUUGAAAAACUUUAAUUUUCAUUUAAUUUCAACGUUGCACCCAGGAAAC
This is a messenger RNA of Gryllus bimaculatus (two-spotted cricket), 1981 nucleotides long. Lineage: Eukaryota; Metazoa; Arthropoda; Insecta; Orthoptera; Gryllidae. The record is from the annotation of a GenBank genome assembly.